AUGUUCUCCAACGAAGGCGCCGGCUUCUGCGAGGCGUGCCCGAUAGGCCUCUCGUCUGUCACAGGAGCCUCGGAGUGUACGCCGUGUGGCCCGGGGCAAGCUGGCGAGGAGGGCGACUGCCGCCGCUGCCCAGUCGGAACGUGGAGCGAUGCAGUCGGCUUGGCAUCACGAGCAGACUGCACUCCUUGCCCGAGCGGAUCCUUCUCUGACGUAUUGGGUGCGAUCAGCAACGACACUUGCACGCUUUGCCGCACGGGCAUGUUCUCCAAGGAAGGCGCCGGUGCCUGCAACGCUUGCCCCGCCGGCUCUUCCUCUGAGCCGGGAGCCUCGGAAUGCACGCCGUGUGGCCCCGGCCGAGCCGGCGAGGAGGGUGUCUGCCGCCGCUGCCCAGCCGGAACCUGGAGCGACGCAGUUAGCCUGACGUCGCGAGGAGACUGCUCUCCUUGCCCGAGCGGAUCCUUCUCGGGCGUGCUCGGAGCGACCAGCUCUUCCAUCUGCACCCCCUGCCCUGCUGGCUCAUUUGCCGAAGAUCGCGGCGCCGGCUUCUGCGAGGCGUGUCCUGCGGGUUCGUGGUCCUUUGGUGGCGCCUCGCAGUGCACCGACCUGCUGCUGCCGUGCGCUGCCAUCGGCGCGUUGCUCGCCGCUGGGAUCUGCUGGUUCGCACGGCGGGCGCAGCGGCAUCGGCGACUCGCACUCGCUGCCGCAGUAAGGGAGCGCGACGAGGAGAGACAUCGCGUGCGAGCGGCGAUCCACGACGCCUCUUCGCUGCGAUACCCCUUCUGCGUGAUGCCCUUCUCCGCAUUCGUCGCCUUUGGCCAACUGGUCCCCUUCGAGGAGGCGCGUGACAAGAAAGUGCUCACUUGCUGCGACACGUGGGACGCGGCGGCGCGCUUCGCCGCCAACCACCCUCUCAUCUUCCUCUCGCACCAGUGGCUGUCGUACGUCUCGCCCGACCCGGACAACGCCCACUUUGAGCACAUGGUUGGGGCAGUGAAGGCUCUGGCUGCGGAGCGAUGCUUCGACGCCACCGACUGCUACAUCUGGUGCGACUAUCACUCAAUCCCUCAGUGUAACGAGGCGACCAAGGCGCUGGCUGUCAGCUCCAUUGCACUCUUCGCCGCCUGCACUUCCCACUUCGUGGCGUGUGUGCCCGAGACGCCACACGUCGACACGACUCUUCUUUGCAACCAGGACACCUACUUGAGUCGGGGGUGGUGUCGCCUGGAGCAGUGGGCCUUUAUGCUCGCUAACGGCACCGAUGCGAUGUUCUUCUGCGGCGCCGACUCAGGCGGUGGGCUGCAGCGCAUUGAAGACGUCUCCUCCUGGAUCGAGAAGAGCAUCAUGGUUUUCUGUGGGGCGUUCACGAACGAUGGCGACAAGGCGUUGCUCGUCGGCGUCGUGCUAGGCCUCUACGGCCUAGCGUAUGUCUCCAAGCUGCAGCGGGCCAAGUCGGCCAAGAGCGCCGACGUGCUGUGGGACCAGCUGCAGAAGCAUAAGGCGGCCAUCUUCCCAGUCCAAUUGUUUGGCGACCUCGUCGAGCUUCUCGAGACGGAACUGGCCGAUGCAAUGGCACAGGCAAGCACGACGGAGUUUGAUCUGUUCGACCGCCAGGGCUUCGAGGAGGUGCUGCAGGCGAGCGACCGGCUGUACAAGCAAGCCAUGGAAUCGCUCGGCAACCGAGCGGGGUCCUAUCCAAUACCGUAG
Molecule: messenger RNA, 1704 nt
Organism: Emiliania huxleyi CCMP1516
Lineage: Eukaryota; Haptophyta; Isochrysidales; Noelaerhabdaceae
Exons: 3
Coding region: 1-1704 (567 amino acids)
Source: RefSeq, a predicted model, not a curated record